AUGAAAAUCGCGGAGAUGGAGAUGUGUGAAGACGUCCAAGUCGAUGCUGUGCUAGAGGUCAAAGCAUACGCAUGCCCGCCGUGGGUAGCCCGACCUAAGGUCGUGAUCUACGAAGACGAGGAGCAAGCUCGAGCCAUUGUAGAGGAGUACAAGCCAGGACAGGUGGAUAUAUACGUGGAUGCAUCGGUGCGCAAGGGCAAGACGGGGAUUGGCGUAUACGCAAUGCCGUCCCGAGCGCGCAUUGCGAAGACGGUGGCAAGUUCAGAUCAGGUGGACACCCGCCUCACCGAACUCCUGGCGAUUAGCGAGGCAUCCAACUGGCCGUGGGGCCUGUCAUGUAUGGCGCGCGAUAGGGAUGGCGCUCCAGCACCAGCACCUAGCAUACGGAUAUUUUCGGACGCUCAGUCGGCACUGCAGUCAAUACGGAGUUAG
Messenger RNA from Mytilinidion resinicola, 432 nucleotides. RefSeq lists its product as uncharacterized. NCBI's taxonomy places the organism in Eukaryota, Fungi, Ascomycota, Dothideomycetes, Mytilinidiales, Mytilinidiaceae. The coding region runs from base 1 to 432 and encodes 143 amino acids. The record is from RefSeq and is a predicted model, not a curated record. The transcript has a single exon. Gene Ontology annotation, molecular function: nucleic acid binding.